AUGCUCGUCGAGCGCGACAAGUUCCGGUUCGCGUACGAUGAGCUCCGGCAGGACAGCCGCGAGUGCCCCGUGCUCGUGUACGUGUCCACCGCCGAUGUGGACUCCUGCGCGGCGUUCAGCAUCCUGAAGACUAUGAUGCGGUCCGACGGGAUCCCGUUCAGCGCGUACCCGGUGGGGGGCUACCAGGAGCUUCAGAACCUGGGCGAGCGCCUCCCCAAGGAUGGCAAGAACCGAUCCAUCGUCCUCAUCAACUGUGGAGGCACCGAAGACGUCGUCACACUGCUGGGCCUUCCCGAGGGCACGCGCGUGUUCGUGUUCGACAGCCACCGCCCGCUGAACCUCGAGAACACCCGCGCGGACAACCGCGACGUCCUCGUGCUGCGAGACGAGAAGGAGGGCGAGGAGCACUUCCCGGAGCCCGACUCCGACUACGGCGAAGACGACUCGUCCGACGACGACUCAUCCGACGACGACGAUUCAUCCGACGAGGAAGAAUCCGAGGCCGACGAGGACGAGGACGGGGACAAGGAGAACUCCAGCGGGGGGAACGAAGGCGACGCGAACGACGAUGACGAGCGCGCCGCGAAGCGAAGGCGCAAGGCGGAGAAAGCCGAGCGACGCGCGACGCGGAACCGCAUCGCGUACUACUCCCGCGGUUCCUUCUACGGCCGAGCCGCGGGCUUGCUGAUGUACGACAUCGCGCACGACACGCACAAGGAUUCCCUCGAGAAGCAUCUCCCGCUCUGGCUGGCCAUCGUCGCCCUCACCGAUCAGUACGUGCAUCAGAGGCUUUCGCACGAGUCGUACACCGCCGGGGUCAUGGAGCUCGCCACGCAGGUGAGCAACCUGCCCGGCGCGGACGCCCCCACGUCGCGCGUGCUGGACGAGGGCGUCGUGGUUCGAGCGUUUGAGGAUCGGAGGAUCCAGUACGCCGAGGAGUUUCGGUUCUCGAUGCUCAGGCACUGGUCCCUGUACGAGGCCAUGCUGCACUCGCCGUACGUGGCGACCCGCAUGCAGACGUGGAGGGACGUCGGGCGUCAGGCGAUGAACUCGCUCCUGACCCACAUCGGCCUGCCGCUCGAGGUUUGCAAGCAGCAGUACUCGCACAUGAGCCCAACGCACGUGAAGAUGCUCGGCGAGAAGCUCGAGGAGCACGGCGGCAGCCACGGCCUGACGGACCUCAAGUUCUGGUCCUUCUCGUUCUCGCACGGCUUCAAGGUGAAGCUCGCGGCGUCCGACGUCGUGCACGGGGUCACCGCGCUGCUCGAGGGGCUCCCGUCCACCACCGGCGCGGAUGAGGACGCGGAGGGUGACGACGGCGAAGGCGGCGGCGGCGGAGGAGCCGCGUUCUGGCGCGCGGUCAACGCGCUCGGCAUGACGCGGUCGGACGAGAUGUCCGCGGGUCUCGGGCACGCGAUGCGCGCGCAGCGGGCGCUCAUGCGGCAGGGCGGACUGGCGCUCGCGAACAAGGCGGUUAUUCGCACCGUGGGCGGGUUGCGAUACUUUUCGCUUCUCGACCACGGGUCCCCGGCGGAUCUCCCGUACUUUAAGCACCCGCUCUCGCUGCGUAGGCUGGCGCUGUUCCUGCAGGACGCGCUGAGGACCGUGAAGAAGAUCGAGCGUCCCCUCGUGGUCGUGGGGCCGUGCGUGGAGGCUGAGAAGGGCAUGGCCAUGGUGGUCGGAGUCACCGGUAAACCCGUCAACGACGACACCGCGGGUGGAAACCACUUCGCGCACUCGUUCCGCAGAGCAGCGGAGCACAUACGCGCCAAGUUCAGGCACGAUUCGUUCGAGGCGUCGGUGUUGACCGUGUCGGAGAGGAACCUGGGCGAGUUUAUGGAGUCGCUGUCGGAUUUCGACGCCGAACGGUUGGCGCGCGAGAGGAUGGCGGCGGCGUGA
This is a messenger RNA of Micromonas commoda, 1899 nucleotides long. RefSeq lists its product with no specific name. The transcript is spliced from 3 exons. The record is from RefSeq and is a predicted model, not a curated record. The coding region runs from base 1 to 1899 and encodes 632 amino acids. Gene Ontology annotation, biological process: double-strand break repair via break-induced replication; mitotic DNA replication preinitiation complex assembly; DNA replication initiation. Gene Ontology annotation, molecular function: single-stranded DNA binding; DNA replication origin binding; chromatin binding. NCBI's taxonomy places the organism in Eukaryota, Viridiplantae, Chlorophyta, Mamiellophyceae, Mamiellales, Mamiellaceae. Gene Ontology annotation, cellular component: DNA replication preinitiation complex.